This is a messenger RNA of Hyposmocoma kahamanoa, 3492 nucleotides long. It is a transcript of the gene Rcc1, whose product is annotated as regulator of chromosome condensation-like. The coding region runs from base 225 to 2168 and encodes 647 amino acids. The transcript is spliced from 14 exons. Lineage: Eukaryota; Metazoa; Arthropoda; Insecta; Lepidoptera; Cosmopterigidae. Gene Ontology annotation, molecular function: guanyl-nucleotide exchange factor activity. Gene Ontology annotation, cellular component: cytoplasm. The record is from RefSeq and is a predicted model, not a curated record.
CAGUGCGUGGUUUGGUACCAAAGUGUUAUAUAGAGAUGCAUAAUAUAACCUAUCUACGUUUUGCAUAAAUCUGUGCAGUAGCCUUGUAAUUGAUGCAGUUAGCUUCAAUAACGCGGUAAUGCGAUUACGAGAGUAGUGAAAACGUCAUCAAAGUGAAGAGAUAUCGAUAUAGUGUAAUUCACGUACGGCGUUGUUUAGUGUUUAUCUCAAUAUUACAGGCCGAAAUGCCGGCCGCACGAGGUGUAAAGCGUACGGCAUCCAAGUCAUCGUCCUCUGCAGCAUCAGCGACGCCGAAAAACAAGAAAAAACGUAAUGCAGUAAUCCAAUUGGAAGUGCCGACCGCACCGAAGAAGCGGGGUCGUGUGCUCACCUGUGGACAGGGAGACGUGGGACAGCUCGGUCUGGGCGAAGACGUCAUUGAGACUAACAAGUUCAAGCAAGUGCCAGGGCUUGGAGACAAGAUUGUGGACGUUUGUGCUGGCGGCAUGCACACCGUUGCUCUUGACAGCGAUGGAAAGAUAUGGACAUUCGGCUGCAACGACGAAGGUGCACUCGGGCGGACAACCUCUGGGGAAGCAGACGAGGGCACUCCCAAGAAGGUCACCCUGCCUCUGCCCGCUGUAGCCAUUGCAGCUGGGGACUCUCAUUCCGCUGCCUUGCUGAACAACGGAGAUGUUUUCGCCUGGGGAUCUUUUAGGGACUCGCACGGCAGCAUGGGCUUGGUGGUCCGCGGCCGCGAGGGCAAGGCUUGCCGGGAGCCCGUCAAACUGGACAUCGGAGAGCCGGCCGCCGGCAUCGCCUCGGGAGGGGACCACCUCGUUGUGCUCUCGACAUCCGGGUCUGUGUACACGAUGGGCUGCGGAGAGCAAGGUCAGCUGGGGCGUCUUUCCCAGCGAUCGGCCUCGAGGGACACUCGGCAGGGCUUCAGUGCGUUGCUGGUUCCAUCGAAGGUGACCUUGAAGGGCGGCGCGUCUCGCGUGUGGGCUGGCUACCACGCCACCUUCAUCCUCGACGGAGGGCAGGACAAGGUCAUCGCGUGGGGACUCAACAACUAUGGACAACUUGGUGUAACAGGAGAAAAACGCAAAACAGCGUUAUUCUCGCCAACAGAAUGCGAUGCAUUCACCGCUACCAACGUCGGGUGGAAGAGUGUGGCGUGUGGACAACAUCAUUCAUUGGCUCUCGACACCAGUGGACAGGUUUAUGCUAUCGGCCGGUGCGAGUAUGGACGGUUAGGCCUGGGUUCGCGCGAAGGCGACGCCGAAGCCCUAGAACCGAUUCCUCUGCUGCAGAGCAAGAAGUGUAUUAGCAUUGCUGCAGGCACCAGCAGUUCGUUUGCAGUCACUGAUACCGGCGAGGUGCUGGCGUGGGGCAUGGGCAGCGAGGGCCAGCUGGGCACCGGCGCCAGCGAGGACGCGGCCGAGCCCCGCGGCGCCGUCUGCCAGGCGCUGGGGGACCUCCGGCCCUCCAACAUCUCUGCGGGCGGACAGCACACGGUGCUCUUGGCGGAGGACCCAUCAUCCCAAAAGGAGGCCUCGCCUGUCCCAGAGAAGGAAACGGCAGAGAAGAAAGCCGACGAAGUCGAGGAAAUGGAAGAAGAAGAGCCAGAGCCUGAGAAGCCAAAACCCAAAGGCCGUGCGACGAAGCGGCAAAAGAAACAAGAGCAGGACGAAGAGAUAUCUUCCACGUCCAGCGCUCAGCCAAGCGAGAUCUCCGACGAGAGCAAACCACAGAAGGUGAAUGGCGACGAGAAGAAAGAGACCCCAAUGGAAGUAGAUGAAACUGACAAACCACAAGAAAAGAAAGACAACACAACACCAAAAGACGAACAAAAAACAAUCCCAGAAACAGAGAUGAAAGAGGAACCCAAACCGGAAACCACAGACACGUCCAGUCAAGGCACUAUCGAGUCCAAAUCUGAAGAUUCCCAAGACAUCGAGAUGACAGAGGAAAAGCCUGUUGAAAAAAUCGUGGAAGACAAAAAGCAGGAAGAAAAGAAACCCGUUGAAAAAGUCCCAGAGGAAAAAAAACCUGUUGAAAAUGCCCAAGAUGAAAAACAGGAGGUCAACGGCACUGAAGAGGACAAACCGGAAAAAUCUGAAACGAUAGAGGUAAAAACCGUUGUUAAUGAAAGUGUGAAUGAACCCGCAUUAACAACAACUGCGUGAUGGUAAAACUUCAGUGUCCGUAGGUACAUUUGUUUCAUGUGACGAGUGUAAUAAUAUUAAUGUCUGUUUCCCGGCUUCGUUUCCCGAUUGAACUUUUCUAAGUUUGAAUGUAUACAGCCACCAGAACUUAUAUAGAGUUUGUGGUCAUCGCCAUUGUGCGGAAUUUCAAAGAAAGAACAACUUCCAUUGGCAAAAAUGUUACCAUCACAGGGAUCAACAUUAACCUGACAACCAAUUUGUUAAUAUACACUCCCGGUCACAUAAUUCGAGCCACUUUGUGUUGAAGAUCUCAUAUCUCUGAUCCCAGAUAUCGAUACCUCUACUUUUUUGGUAAUCUCUCUUUUUGUUUCUUUUUUUUUUUCACAAAAUUUGUUUUCUUGUUUUUUUUCCGAAUUUUGUUUUUUGUUUUUUAUUUUUUUUCGCAAAAUUCGGGGCGCAUAAUAUUGGUAUAUAAAAUAAGGCUGCUUACAUUAAAAACAGAAAGUAACCACAAAAUUAAGUUUGCCUAGUAUAAUUGGAGAUAUCGAUAUGUUAAUAACUUGAUCUCGCUAAAAAUUACGAUUAAGUUAGUUAUGAUAAGGAGGAGUAAAGUAACUUCAUUUCCAUAAUACGUCCUUGUUGAAAAUUUGAAUUUGUACGACCGGGGAAAACGUUGUCUUCGAUGGUAACAAUAUCAUUGUAUUCUAGCUCUUUAAGAUUAAAAAUUCAAGGUGGCUCGUAUUAUAUGUCCGGAAGUAAAGUUCUCAAUGUACAGAAAACUCCCUAAUACAAAUUAUUUGCGUCUGAUUCAUUAUAUUCUUUUUUGAAUGUUUCUUUUUAUUUGAUUAUUGUUUUAGAUUAUCGCCUCUCUCAUGGCCUAAAUGAAGAAUUUUGAAUAUUUUAUUAUUGGAGCGGCGAUAUUCCCCAGCAAUUUACAGUCGGCCGGGGUUAAGGACUUAGGUUCAUGAACCGGUGAAAGUUACGACGUGUUGUAUCGAGUAGAACCGCUUUAUUAUUAUUAUAUAUACUCGACCCAUAGGUAUAAAACAGCCGUUUUUUUUUAAAUCUGUUUCUUUUUUCGAUCUCAGGCGGUUCACUUACGCAUUUCCAUUUUGGUAAUUUUCAACAUAUGGGCAACUAAAGUCUAUUUUUGACUUUGAAACUCCGCGACCCCAGUGAAGUUAAAUCGUGCAAAAUAGGUGCGCUUGCGUUGAAUAUUUUUUCAUGCAGUUACUUUUAAUUAAAAUUAAUAAAAUAAAUAACAAAAACGCAACUACAGUCACAGACACCACCACCAAAACUAUACCAGACUCAGACAGAGUCGAACAAUCAACAACCCCUGAAU